This is a messenger RNA of Polyodon spathula (Mississippi paddlefish), 1483 nucleotides long. RefSeq names its product brain mitochondrial carrier protein 1. Gene Ontology annotation, biological process: mitochondrial transport. Gene Ontology annotation, cellular component: mitochondrial membrane. The transcript is spliced from 9 exons. NCBI's taxonomy places the organism in Eukaryota, Metazoa, Chordata, Actinopteri, Acipenseriformes, Polyodontidae. Bases 121 to 993 code for a protein of 290 amino acids. The record is from RefSeq and is a predicted model, not a curated record.
UUUUUUUUUUUUUUUUAACUCUCUUGGAAAGAACAUAAUUUUUACCUGAAUUACCAAGUUUGUUUAGCAAGAACUGCACACACAGCAGUGUCAGACAAACAGGCAGCUACACUCCCUGAAAUGUCAAAUCUGAAUUGGAAGCCUUUUAUUUAUGGAGGUCUGGCAUCGAUUGUUGCUGAGUUUGGUACCUUUCCUAUUGACCUCACCAAGACCCGGCUUCAGGUCCAGGGGCAGGCAUUCAAUGCCCAUUACACAGAGAUCCGGUACAAGGGUAUGUUUCAUGCCUUGCUGAGAAUAGUGAGGGAAGAAGGUUGCCUUGCGCUUUACUCUGGGAUUUCACCAGCUCUCUUGCGACAGGCAUCUUAUGGCACGAUUAAGAUUGGCACUUACCAAACGUUGAAACGUUUGUUUGUAAGCCGUCCAGAAGAUGAGACGAUGGUUAUCAACGUUUUCUGUGGGGUUGUGUCUGGGGUCAUAUCGUCUUCAAUAGCCAACCCUACGGACGUACUGAAGAUACGCAUGCAGGCUCAGGGGAGUCUGCUCCCAGGAAGCAUGAUUGCAAACUUCAUUGAUAUCUACCAGCAGGAGGGAACUCGUGGGCUGUGGAGGGGCGUUAUCCCCACUGCUCAGAGAGCAGCCAUUGUUGUUGGUGUGGAACUUCCUGUCUAUGACAUCACCAAAAAGCAUUUGAUCCUCUCGGGUCUGAUGGGCGACACCGUCCUUACACAUUUCAUAUCCAGCUUCACAUGUGGCCUGGCCGGAGCCCUGGCAUCCAAUCCAGUUGAUGUGGUGCGAACGCGUAUGAUGAACCAGCGGGUCCUGGCUGGGAACACAGUGCUUUACAAGGGAACUCUGGAUGGGCUGCUGCACACUUGGAAGAAUGAGGGCUUUUUUGCGCUUUACAAAGGAUUCUGGCCCAAUUGGCUACGCCUGGGACCAUGGAAUAUCAUUUUUUUCAUCACUUACGAGCAGCUGAAGAAACUCCCCUUGUAGUGACCAAACAAAACAUGUGCUUGUUCUAUUCUCCUGUGAUUGGGGGAGUCAGCCUGGCAUUGUCCUGCUUGCCUUCUCUAUGAAACUCCCAAACGCAAAAUGCAGGGAUUUGCUGUUGCACUGGUCACAGUAUGCCUCACAAUCGUUUUCAUUUGCGUUGUAUUUGUAUUUUAUUUAAUAUUAUUUAUUUAUUGAGGGGAGUUGCGUUUGGACACAAAUCAAUUCAAAAGAAUAAACCUUCUGUCGGGCUGCGUGGCAUAUCAAAGCAUCUCUGUGGAGGUUGUAUGAAUGAAGAAGGUAGAGGAUGACGAAUGGUCGAAGGAAGGAAAGCAGGAAAUGGUAUUCCCAUUUGAAAAUUCUGAUUGUUUUAACUUUUCAUCUGUAUUAAUCAGGAAUCAAUUAAGCAGACCAUCCUAUGCUCUUCCAUUAACUUGAUGAGUUGUCCACCCUCUUUGCCUGAUACCAAAAGGUCCCCAUUUAAAAAACAGAC